AUAAAAAAUUUUAUUAAAAAAGAAAUAUAUGAAUGAAAAUCACCAUUACUUGAUUCUAUAUACCGUGAAGACAAAAAAAAGGAAACAUAUCACUUUCUAAGAAUAAAAUAAUAUAAAUAAAAUUCUUAUAUAUUCUGCUAAAAAGAUUAUUGCAAACCUUCCUCUUCUAUAUACUACGUUAAAUUCUGAUACUAAUUUAGACCCUUCAGACUCUUCUUCCCAAAAUCACAAGAAGUUCGAUUAGUUUCAGCUAAAGAAAUUCUAAAUUACACUAGAGAAAUUGAAGGUAUAAUAAAAAAAAAAUCCCAUAAAUAAUUGAAUUAUUAGACAAAUUGGAAGAUUCACGACAAAAUAUACAACACUGGUUUUAUUGAGCCAUUGAAAAUUACAAAGUGUUUGAAGAUAGAUUCGGCUAUGAAUCUUGAAACUCAUCACAUGUCAGUUUUUACGCAGAGACUAAAUCCUUUAAAAACGCAAGUUGAAUGGAUGGUUAACGAAGACACAUACGAUUAUCAUCAGGAAGUGGCAAAUGCUGGUUUUGGUGAUAUGCUGCAUGACAAAGAACGUAACCAAAAAUAUUUUGUAGUUAUAAAAAAAAUGGUUGCUAGCAUGCGUGCAGAAGGUCAAGAAGUGCACGUUUUAGAUAUAGGUACUGGUACAGGUAUACUUGCAAUGAUGGCAUGGCACGCUGGAGCAGAUACGGUAACGGCUUGUGAAGCCUUCAUACCUAUGGCUAAUUGUGCUGAAAAAAUACUAAAAGCAAACAAUUUCGGAGAUCGCAUCAAAUUGAUUAAGAAAAGGUCCACUGAUAUACGUAUUGGCGAAGAUAUGGAACGUAAAGCAAAUUUGUUAGUCACCGAAGUCUUAGAUACGGAACUUAUUGGAGAAGGAGCUUUAGCUAUAUAUAACCAUGCUCAUGCUAACCUAUUAACUGAGGACGCGUUGUGUAUACCAUGUAAAGCUACGUGUUAUGCUCAAGUUGUUCAAUCGAGUUUGGCUACACAAUGGAAUUCCCUAAAGCUUUUAGUAAAUUUAGAUGGCGAUAUUUUAUUAAAACCUUCCUCAGAAGUGCUGAAUUGUAGUGGUGAACCAAGUGUGCAUGACAUUCAAAUGUCUCAGCUGCCUUUAGAGCAGAUCAAACCUUUAACUCAACCUAUAGAAAUAUUUCAAUUUGAUUUUAACUGUAAAGAACCUACAGAUGUACAGCGUUUUCGUAAUAUACUAGUGAAAGCAUUUAUACCUGGUUCAACUGACUUGGUGUUUUUUUGGUGGGAUAUCAAAAUGGAUUUUAAGGAGGAAAUUGUGCUCAGUUGCGCCCCAUUUUGGGCUCAUCCUAAUUUCAAAGAACUUAAAGCAAAGGCAUCACCUAAGUUACCUUUAACAAAUGUUGUGCCUUGGCGUGAUCAUUGGAUGCAGGCUAUUUAUUAUAUACCGAGACCAUUAAAGCUAACUGAAUCGGAUGACGAGUUCAUUUUAAAUUGCAAUCAUGAUGAAUUUUCCUGGUGGUUUAAUGUUUUACCUAAGGUAUCUAAUAAUUUUGAAAAGCAAAACAAACGUCAUGCCUGCAUCUGUCGUUUCCACACAACAUAUUCAAGGUCCAGAAUAGGACAAAUUAAUCAAGCUCCACGCAACAAACGUUACUUGCGUUUCUUGGAAAAUAAUAUACACAAGGAUUCAAAUGUUUUGGUUUUAGGCCAUGGUUGUAUUUUAGGGUUGGCUUGCUGUUCCCUUGGCGCCUCUAAAGUAUGGUGUCACGAGCCUUAUAAGUUUUCGCGACAUUUUAUGGAUUCCUUAGUGCAAUGUAACAAACUUAAUAAUGUACAUUUAGUAGAAAGUUUGAAAGAUAUAAAGUCGGAAGAUCUAAGUUCUUUAACACAUAUAAUUGCGGAGCCUUACUUUCUUACCUCUAUACUUCCUUGGGAUAAUUUCUACUUCGGCUAUUUGUUAACAAAAAUUUUGGAGAAAUUAAACCGAUUAGUGCAAAUAUCACCUUUCGCUGCCAGCAUUUAUGCGGUACCGGUAGAAUUUUUAGACCUUCACAAAAUAAAAGCGCCAGUAAGAGAAUGUGAGGGUUUUGAUCUAAGUCUGUUCGAUAAAAUGGUAGAGGUAUCGAUGUCCAUAUCGCAAGUUAAAGUAGAGGCUCAUCCGCUUUGGGAGUAUCCUUGCCGGGCGUUAGCAGAUCCUGUCGAAAUUUUAAAAGUUGAGUUUAGACGUUUCGACAUAGACAAACAUCACCAAGGAGAGAUAAUUGUGAAAGAAUCUGGUCUUUGUAACGGCGUCUGCUUGUGGGUGGACUGGUUUUUGGAUAAAAGUGGCAAUAGCAAAUCUGUAGUCAGUUCGGGUCCACUAGCAUCGAUUAUUCCGGGAGAAUUCAUCAAAUGGGACAUGUUCACACGUCAAGGCGUACAUUUUAUACAUAAUAAUGAAGCCAUUAAAGGUAGUAUAUUAGAAUGGUCGGUGGCCUUUAAGUCUAAAUCAGCUGAACUGGAUUUCAAUUUUGAUAUUAAACACAAAUAAAACUUUGUGCAGCUGGUUUGGCAGCACCAAAUUCCCCCCCUUUAAGGCGUUGGCGCAAAUCUAAAGCCCUUAUGUCGGUCAUGAGAGAAUG
Glossina fuscipes is the source of this 2608-nucleotide messenger RNA. It is a transcript of the gene Art7, whose product is annotated as protein arginine N-methyltransferase 7. The record is from RefSeq and is a predicted model, not a curated record. The transcript is spliced from 4 exons. NCBI's taxonomy places the organism in Eukaryota, Metazoa, Arthropoda, Insecta, Diptera, Glossinidae. Bases 415 to 2517 code for a protein of 700 amino acids. Gene Ontology annotation, molecular function: protein-arginine omega-N monomethyltransferase activity. Gene Ontology annotation, biological process: peptidyl-arginine methylation.